Prorocentrum cordatum is the source of this 2382-nucleotide messenger RNA. NCBI's taxonomy places the organism in Eukaryota, Dinophyceae, Prorocentrales, Prorocentraceae. The record is from the annotation of a GenBank genome assembly.
UCCUUAUUCCCACAAGCUCGGCCCCCCUUUGGGGGGCCAAAGACUUCGGCACCUGGUGCCCUCCCCGCGCGCGCGGGAGCCCCGCCAUCAGGCCCCCAUGAGGUGAGCCAGCGCCUCCAGAUUGUGGUGCCCGCCCGUGCGUCGAAUCAGUCGCCGUCCGGGCCACGAGCGGGAUCUGGACGGGGCGAACGAGGAUCGCGAACAGUGGGAAUCGACGGCAAUUUCGGGUGGGUAUAGCGGGGGUGGCUAGCCACGGACGCACGACGUGCGUGCAGCAUCCUCGGCCACCAGGCCCGCCGCACUAGAUCGGCGAGUCAAGCACUCGUGGCAAAAUGCCCGGUACCAAGAACGGGCUGGGAGGGAGGAGGCGGAGGGGAGGCGAGGAACGAGGAGGGAGCAGUCGGGGGGGGGCCAGCGGCGAAUGGAAAACGGCCCCUUCCCUUACAGAGGGGGGGAAGAGCUUGCUUAAGUUAGCUCACUAGUGUAUACAAACAGUUACAAGAAAAAGGGGGGACAGCUAAAGAAAAAAUAGUCCCAACGCUGUCGUGCACCCAUGGAAAAGAAGACGAAGGCGGAGCAAACCGGACCGCCGCGGACGUCCCAGCGACAGCCCAGCGUUCGGCGUUCGAGGCGAGAUUCCUGCGCACCCCCUCGUGUCGGAAUCUGGGGAGGGGGGGGGUCAUCAUCUACUAAAACAAAUAUUGGACAUGCAGAAGACCUACGGCCGUGCACUUGCCUCAAGCUCAUUUGCUCCACACAUGCCGCUGGAUGCGCGCCCGCGGUUUCGUGGUCCUCUCCCAAGAGAUCUUCGACGUCAAACCCUGCUCGCCCGAGAUGAUUGAUGAAAAACUUCAAGUACGGGGCACCAGCUUCAGACCUUACCCAAGCCCAUCCAAUCCCAAUAUCGCAGGCAACACUUUCCGACACGUAAUGGUAUCCUCCAGGGUGCCUGUCACACGCCCAAGAUAUUGCAAUGCUGGCGCAUGUGAAAUACACAUCAGCGCACCGCUCACCCAAUUUGCGCGUCUCGGCCUCCACGCGGAGCAACAUCUUUUGAGCGCCCACUCCACGAGGGAUGGAUAUCAAGACGUGCUUUCCCAGCGUUAUUAAAUGGAAGCGUUCACCAUGGAUGUGUUGCAGGUGGGGGUCGCCAGUGGCGCUGGCUGGGGCCGGGGUAGGCGCCGGCGUCGGCGCAUCGAGAAACACAUUGCUGCCGCCAUCUGCCGCUGCAUGAUUUUGCCACGACAAGUCCGCAGCACCGUGCCCUCCUGUGCGCGCACUUUCUUAGUAGAUCCAACAGUUCGGCGGGCUGUCCGUCGAGCAAGAAUAUUUACCGAAACAUCCUGCGACACUGACGGCUGGAUCUACUGCCACCACAACAAGUUUGCACCAAACACGCGACGUAAGGUGCGCAUUCUCAUCUUCACUAGAAACAAACACACUCUGGGUCUGACACAACAAGUAGGAUGCCAGCACAUCCUUGCGAAACUCGACCCAACUUUGCCCAUCACAAGUGGAUAUCUUGAACUUCGAAGGCGCUAGAUCGCCAAAAGCAAUGCUGAAUGCCAAAUCGUUAGCGAUGUCCGCGGUUUGGCGUGCAAUAAACACUGGCACCAGCAAUUGUGUCAGUUAUUGGAAGCCAUUGGAAGCCAUCCGUCGCUUGCGGGAGCACGACGAACAAGCAUACACCCCACUUCCACCGCAGGUGCUGGCGUAUUCGCCAUCGUGAGAGCAGCAUCGUGCAAGCCGUGGAGCAAAAGCGCCACCAAGCACAUGUGCAUAUAGUGCCUUCUCUGAAGCCGUCAUCCCAGCAGUCUCAACGAGAAGACAUACCAGACCUGCGUCGGUGAACGUUGAAGUACAGUCAACCCGCAUAAUAAGGAUUGGCCAUUUUCCCAAGGGUACUCUUGCAUCAUUGCCUCUUCGGUCCAUCCUGGCCACUUUCGUUGGCCGCGCCCUGCUCGAAAAGCUUCCAAACGGCAUUCCAAGGCCCCUUGCAUCCUCAGCGUGCGCCCUCAUGGUACGGGUCAACCGUGGUGUACGUUGGCCAGAGCGCUGCUUCAGCCAAAUACUUGAGGAAAACCACACCUGCGCGUCUUGGCCUGUUCUGGGCCGCCUCGGGGUCUGGGCCGCCCUGGGGAGGUGUCCAGAACCGCCCGCCGCCGAAAAAAACAGGGCGUGGGGCGUGACACCUCCUGGUGCGAAGCGCACGCUUGGACCCCAUGAGGCGGACGCACCGCGGGACCCUGGUCGCCCACAUGAUAGUACGAUUAUCGACCGGUCGGAAGAAGCAGGUAGAAACAUGAAGCGUGAAGGCGUUGAAAGUAGAUUGGGUGUCCGCCCGCCCCCCAGAGGGGACGGAAAAGGUGGAGCUACUCGAUC